AACUUCCGGAAGUGUUCGGUGGGGUCAUGUGAUUUGCGAAUGUUGCUGCUGCACCCUCUUCCAGAGAAAACCAUGUCGAGUUAGCUUCGUGUUUCUCUAUUCUUUCAGGGAGACUCCAUUUGUUUUUGCUUCGCAAGAUGCAGAACGUGAUUAAUACGGUGAAAGGAACCGCUCUUGGAGUGGCCGAGUUUCUCACGCCAGUUCUAAAGGAAUCAAAAUUCAAGGAAACUGGAGUCAUCACACCAGAAGAGUUUGUAGCUGCUGGGGAUCAUUUAGUUCAUCACUGCCCUACCUGGAAAUGGGCUACUGGGGAAGAAGUUAAAAUAAAACCAUAUUUGCCCCCUGAUAAACAAUUUCUCUUAACACGCAAUGUUCCCUGUUACAAGCGCUGUAAACAGAUGGAAUACUCAGACGAGUUGGAGGCCAUCAUUGAGGAGGAUGAUGGAGACGGGGGAUGGGUAGACACUUACCAUCAUGCAGGUGUAUUAGGUGUCACUGAUGCAGUACAGGAAAUUUCACUGGACAAUAACAAGGACAAAAAUAUGAAUAGCACAUCUGCAGCCUGUUGUGAUGAUGGCGAAGAUGAUGAAGAUGGCGAGGCGGCUGAUAUGGAAGAAUAUGAGGAAAGCGGUUUACUGGAAACUGAUGAAGCCACCCUGGACACUAGUAAAAUGGUGCAGGCUAAAGUGAAAACAGAACCCGGGAGUGAAGACGCCAUCCUUCAGACAAGAACAUAUGACCUUUACAUAACGUACGAUAAAUACUACCAGACACCUCGACUCUGGCUGUUUGGCUACGAUGAAGACCGGCAGCCGCUGACUGUGGAACAAAUGUACGAGGACAUCAGCCAAGACCACGUGAAAAAGACUGUUACUAUUGAGAACCAUCCACACCUUCCUCCGCCCGCCAUGUGCUCCGUCCAUCCCUGCAGACAUGCUGAAGUGAUGAAAAAGAUAAUCGAGACGGUGGCUGAAGGAGGCGGUGAGCUUGGAGUACAUAUGUAUCUUCUCAUUUUUCUCAAGUUUGUCCAGGCUGUCAUUCCCACAAUAGAAUAUGACUACACAAGACACUUCACUAUGUAAAAAUGUGGAUUAUGGAAAAUCAGUGGUUCUGCCUCUGUAUAGAUAUGAUCUGCUUUGAAUAUGAGAGGACGUUUGUCACUCUGAGACACUUGGCAUAGGUGUGAAGACACUGACAAAUGUUUAUCUUACGCAAGAAUAAGUUUUCAGCGGGCAAGGAUGAAAUCAGACAGUGAUCAAAUGUGUCACAAAUCUGCCGUCAAUUUAAGCCGUGCACAUUAAUAAAUGUAAUCAGUAACUAAACAGUGCAAAACGAGUUUCAGCAGUGAUCCACUACUCUUUGUUAAGUUUGGUUCGCUCUGUUAACCACUCGCUUUUAGUAACUAUUUGGUCAUCUUGAGUGCAUACUAAGCUACAUUCCAUUGUUAUGUAGUACUCUCAUUUUAUUUUGGUUCACACCCUGCUAAUACUGCUAAAUUCACUUUUUCAUUGAUCUUGCUACCAAUUCUGACAACAACUAUCUAGCUCUUAUGCUAAAGGGUCCUCUAUUUAGCGUACAUGUGAUGUUUACAGUAGCUUUGAGCUUAAACCAAAUAUUAGAGCCUAAAAUGUGAAGAAAUUGUUGGAUAACUUGUAAGAAAAUUCUUAAUACCAUUGAAUUGAACAAAAAAUACCUAUAAUUGUCACGAAAAUAACUUGAAACUGAAAAAAUAUUAUAUUGGAAAAAACAAAGACUGAGACGAUGUGAGAAAUAUUCAGGCAAGAACCAAACACUGAAGCUGAAAUAUGCAGUAAGUAAGUAAGUAGUACAACAUUAUAUAAAGUUUGAGAGGUAGUGUACCAUCAUUUUUUCCCUGACAAAAACCCAAUAGAACUACCAUUGGGCUUUUUUUUUUUUCAUUUUACCUUUAGUUUCAAGUUAUUUCAGUGACUAUUUUUCUUUAAUGGAAGGGUACUGGUAAUUUUAUCUACCUGUGAAGCUUCUAAGGAAACAUCAGCUCUAGUGUCCACACUUGGUUUCCUACUGUAAAUCUCAACUUCACACAGGUCUGCAUGGUACACAAUAAUUGUUUUUAAUGCCACAUUGAAAGAAUGUCAAGAAAUAAUGUAUCCACCAAACUUGAUUACUCUUUAGUUUGGGUAGCUAGUAGUGGGGUAGUUAUUCAUCACUUUUGACACACCUUGCACUAUCCUGUCCUGCAGUGUAAACAUCAAGCAAGGUUAGAGUUAAAAAAGGAGGCAAACUGGCUUAUUUAAAAUUAUUUACAUAACAUUCAACUUGCUGGAGGGACUAAAGGGUUCAUUACAGCUUUUGGACUAUCUGCACAGGUCUUCAUUGUAUUACUGUACUGCUUCACAUGGAAAGAAUAGAUUUUAUAUACAGUGUAUGUGUAUGUGUAUACACAGCAUGUACAUCUUAGGUUGCCCAAUUUUUGUUUUUUAAAAUAACUGCCAUUUUGUCUUAAUAUUCUGAAUGUUUUGAUGUUCCUUCAGCAGAAGACUGAGAUAUGGCUUUUCUUGAUAUUAAAAUCAUUGCACAUCAUCUCACUCAGCAGCUUGUGUGGAUAACUUGGCAGCAGACAAAAUCUUUGUUGCACAUUGUGUAAAACAAUAAAUAAUAUCAACAGUAAGUUACUGAUGUUCAAUGCAGUCUGUGCUUCUGUGAGCUCUCACUUUGCUCAUAUUCUUGCCAACACUGGAAAGUACAAAUGCUUCAUUACUUAAAGAUUUGUUUACUGUUUCACAGGUCACAUCGGCCAAGUAGUUAGAACAAAUUGUUUUGAUGUUUAAAAGUUGAACUAAAGCUUGUUAGCUGUUGGUUUGGGGGGAAAAAUGUGGCAUUAAAUGAGAUUUGUUCGGUUUUAACAGUAUAAAAUGUAAUAGAACAGGGAAACGUGUGUGCAGAGUAAUUUUUUGGUUGUGCCUAUAUUUGUUUUGUUUAUAAAGUUUUGUUCUUAAUACAUUUCUUAGUGUUCUUAACGUUGACUGAAGUACAGGAAUUUAAUCGGUAAGUUUACCUGUAUUUUAACUACUGUGAUUUUCAGAAUAUAAGGUGCAUCUGACUAUAAGCCACCCCCACCAAAUUUGACACAAAAAUGGCAUUUAUUCAUAGAUAGGCCACACUGGAAAAUAAACCGCGGCUGUCCUCACUGUAUCAUGAAAUAUUUACACAAGCUUUGAACCGAUUCACUGCAAAGCUUUAGUGCUUCAAGAAGCUUUAUUUGGCCAUCACUGCUCCCUGUGGGGAGACUGCUGUCAACACUGAUGUCGCCCAACAUGCCUUCUAGCACGCAUUGCAGCGUGACAAGUGGUGUGACUAAAUAUCGAAAUGGUGAUAUAUCGUGAUACUUUGUAUCCCAAAAGGUUAUCGAUAUGGUCCUGCCAAGAAUCGAGAUACUGUUUUAAAAA
Molecule: messenger RNA, 3428 nt
Organism: Corythoichthys intestinalis (scribbled pipefish)
Lineage: Eukaryota; Metazoa; Chordata; Actinopteri; Syngnathiformes; Syngnathidae
Gene: atg3
Product: autophagy related 3
Exons: 12
Coding region: 138-1082 (314 amino acids)
Biological process (GO): nucleophagy; autophagosome assembly; autophagy of mitochondrion
Cellular component (GO): phagophore assembly site; cytosol
Molecular function (GO): Atg8-family ligase activity
Source: RefSeq, a predicted model, not a curated record